AGAGUCUCUCUCCCUCUGGAAAAUAAAAGGUAGAGGUCCAGGAAGAGAUGUGGCAGGCACCACGCAGUAGAUCAUCUUACAGAGAAUCCAUUAAAACUCUUGAAGCUGAUGUACAACAUGCGAAUAGCCUAGCAGAAGCUCUCCCUAGAGAAUAUGGUGGGGGAUGUCUUCAGAUGAGAUUGUCUUACAGCCCAUUUGCACCUUUCUUUGUAUUUUUAAUUCAAUGGAUGGAUUGCAGUUGUACAGAUACUCUCCCAAGCUAUUUAGGCCUACUUCACAUAAUCAUAGAAAAGGUACAUUUAGAUGGAAUGACAAACAUAUCUUCCAAAGAAAGGGAAGCCACUAUUAAGGAAUUCUAUGCUGUCAUAUAUCCUACUCUUCGGCAACUUGAAGUUGAGUUAACUGAACUGGUGGAUAAGAAUGAGAGAGCUGAAUUUCUGGAAAUGUCGGGAAGGAGGAGAGUCGAAGAGAUGCCGAAGCUUUCCAAUAAUGAUACAGAACGAGAGGAUGAAUGUGGGAUUUGUAUGGAUGCUUGCACCAAGAUAGUCUUGCCCAACUGUAGCCACACCAUGUGCAUCAGCUGCUUCCGUGAGUGGAAUUUGCGGUCUCUGUCUUGCCCUUUUUGCCGAGGUAGCUUAGCAAGAGUUGACUCGAAUGACUUGUGGAUCCUUACCGGCAAUGGGGAUGUGGUUGACACUGUGACUCUUGCAAAAGAGAACCUGAGACGUUUUUAUCUCUACAUUGACCACCUGCCACUUGUAAUGCCUGAAACCCUCUUCUGUAUAUAUGAUUACAUGAUCUGACUGACCUAUGGAAGGAGGAUGACAUAUAGAGUUGUAUAAUGCGACCACCACUUGUACAUAAGUUCUGGUGAGGAGAUAUGUGAAUUGUCAUCCUUAUUCUGAAAAGAAU
Molecule: messenger RNA, 912 nt
Organism: Telopea speciosissima
Lineage: Eukaryota; Viridiplantae; Streptophyta; Magnoliopsida; Proteales; Proteaceae
Product: E3 ubiquitin-protein ligase AIRP2-like
Exons: 5
Coding region: 48-803 (251 amino acids)
Biological process (GO): protein ubiquitination
Molecular function (GO): ubiquitin protein ligase activity
Source: RefSeq, a predicted model, not a curated record